Mollisia scopiformis is the source of this 915-nucleotide messenger RNA. RefSeq lists its product as uncharacterized. The transcript is spliced from 2 exons. The record is from RefSeq and is a predicted model, not a curated record. Lineage: Eukaryota; Fungi; Ascomycota; Leotiomycetes; Helotiales; Mollisiaceae. The annotation marks the transcript as partial.
GAUCGACCCUUGAUUCUAUAUUCCUACUUCGAGUCUGAAAAUGCGCGAGCGAACUUCAGAUACUACCUCGAUCAUGCUCUCCACGAUGCCGCCGACUUUUUGUUCCUCAUUAACGGACCAACCGACGCUGAGAAGAUGCUGCCAAACAAAGGAAACAUUCGAUUCAUAAAGCGUCCAAAUGACUGCUACGAUCUCGGAGGAUUCGCAGAAAUGCUACUGACAAACGACCUAUAUAAGAAUUACCAGAGGUUCAUCAUGAUGAACGCUAGUGUCCGAGGUCCAUUUUUCCCCAUAUGGAGCACGGAUUGCUGGAGCGAUGUUUACCUUAAUCGAUUGACAAACCAUACUAAGCUCAUUGGAAUGACAAUGAACUGUCAGGGUACUACUCCCCACGUUCAAUCUAUGCUCUGGGCACUCGAUCGCGUUGGACUUGAAGUCCUCCUCAACCCAUCAGACGAGUUGGUAGCAGAGUACCAAGCUACAGUGCCGAAGGGUGGUCCGGGUGCCAAAAUUCCUGAUUUGGAAAGGCCAGGAAUCAAUUCAUGUCCUCAUUCAUACUGGGAAGCUGUUUCGGUCGAGGUACAUGCCACUUGGCUUAUGAGGACGGCGGGAUACGAUGUUGAAGCGAUGAUGUACAGUUAUCGUGGGUUUGGGGAACCACUUUCAAGAGGAGAGGUGAUAGACCUAGGUGGGGGUCCUGUCAAACACGGGACCUACAGGGAGGGUACUCGCUAUGAGGACAUCUGUGCUGAAUCGUUGGAUCCGUUGUACGAGAAUCAUUAUUGGGGCAUGACGAUACAUCCUUGGGAUACGAUAUUCACCAAACAGAACCGCCCUGUCAACCAAGUGACCAUCGAACGGCUGUCACAAUGGGGCGAUGGAAUACAAUACAGUAGUUAUGACCAUUGCCAGUAG